AUGGUGCAGGAACAAAACCUGCUGAUGCUGCCCAUCAAUGUAGAGUACAGUGACGUCAGCCAUCUGUCCUGCGCCUCCCGAUGUACGACCUCCAACAAAACUUGCUACUCCUACAUCUACGACGGUACUACACGACACUGUACCCUCGGUUCCUGGCUGGUCCUCAAAGCUCCAUCAGAUCCGGUUGUCCAAGGAAAGAUCUACUCUACUGGCAAGUUCUGUAACACAACCAGCGACAAGAUGUUUAUAAAUAGUGGCAGAAUCUCGUCGACAGAAUUGUUCUUUUGUUCAGGUGAUCUUAUCGAUACCUCUCCCCAUCCCCCGUCUUCAACAGUGCACGAGUCUUGUAAAGAUGUCGUGAGCCCCGAGUCUAGACCUGUCGCUAUGGUCACACCUGGAUGUCUGGUCAUAUGUGACACUGUGACAGACGGUGGAGGAUGGACCAUUUUCCAAAGACGUGUUUCUGGAACUGUCGACUUUUACCGGAACUGGACAGAGUACAAGAACGGCUUUGGGAAUUUUAGUUCGGGUAAUUUUUACCUGGGUAACGAAAACAUUUAUUUGAUUACGUCGAAAAGACAACACGAGCUUCGAGUUGAUUUGACAUUAGAUGGAGUUAAUUAUUUCGCCAAGUACUCCAGUUUUAGCAUCACAAGCGAGGCUGACGGUUACAGGCUGCAGGUGUCUGGGUACUCCGGCACGGCGGGUGAUUCUCUGUCCUACCACAACCUGAUGAUGUUCAGCACGUACGACCAGGACAACGACUUAAGAGGUGAUAACUGUGCCUCUGUUUACCACGGCGCCUGCUGGUACAAAGAUUGCUACUAUAGCAACCUGAACGGAGAUUGGGGCUCGACAAGCUACACAGGUGUCUUCUGGAAAUAUGAUAAUCGCAUAUAUAUCAAAGCUGAUUUCUCUGAGAUGAAAUAUAGAUAUGUAUAA
Molecule: messenger RNA, 942 nt
Organism: Physella acuta
Lineage: Eukaryota; Metazoa; Mollusca; Gastropoda; Physidae
Product: microfibril-associated glycoprotein 4-like
Source: RefSeq, a predicted model, not a curated record